UACUUUUUUACAUUCAAAUGAUUAUGAAGUUACCUGCGUUAUUGUGUGUUCCUCGUCAUCUACUCUACAGAAAUAACUAUACCACUUUCUCCAAAAUGCUGAGAGUUUCACAAGAAAAAAUAUACAAAGUGCUCGAGCCAAAAGCAAUUGACAUCGCUCGCCAAAGUCUCUUGGAUGGGGAGGUCAUUGCCUUGCCCACAGAUACUGUGUAUGGAUUUGCAUGCGAUGCAAAUAAUGAGGAUGCCAUAAAAAAAUUGUAUGAUAUAAAAGGUCGUGAGAGCUAUAAGCCGGUGGCAAUAUGUGUAAAAAAUUUAGAGUCGUUUCGACGAUACGGUGUGUCGGAACAUUUAAACGAUACGCUUUUAAACCGUCUCCUUCCCGGCCCGGUUACCAUAGUUAUCGAACGUUCAAUACAUCUAAGUAAUCGAUUUUUAAAUCCAGGUACUACAAAAAUAGGCAUACGUAUUCCAAUGUUUUCUUUUAUAAAAAAUUUAUGUUCUGUUUUGGAUGACAAGCCGCUUGCCUUAACUAGUGCAAAUCGAUCUGCCGAGCGAAGUAGUCUAAAUAUAAAUGAAUUUGAGCCCUUAUGGCCUAAACUCGGCGGUAUUUUCGAUGCGGGACAGAUAGGUUUAAGUGAAGACCGACGUUCUGGAUCUACCGUGAUUGAUUUAUCACAACCAGGAGUUUAUAAAAUAGUAAGAGAAGGUGUAGCUCUUAAGGUAACUUUAGAUCUAUUGAAAGAGUUUAAUAUAAGACUAAUUGAUGAUAAUUUUUAAAUUGGUUACAAAUAAAAGGAGAAAAAUUAUA
Ceratitis capitata (Mediterranean fruit fly) is the source of this 807-nucleotide messenger RNA. It is a transcript of the gene Tcs1, whose product is annotated as yrdC domain-containing protein, mitochondrial. The transcript has a single exon. Lineage: Eukaryota; Metazoa; Arthropoda; Insecta; Diptera; Tephritidae. Gene Ontology annotation, cellular component: cytoplasm. Gene Ontology annotation, molecular function: nucleotidyltransferase activity; tRNA binding; double-stranded RNA binding. The record is from RefSeq and is a predicted model, not a curated record. Bases 18 to 776 code for a protein of 252 amino acids. Gene Ontology annotation, biological process: regulation of translational fidelity.